GCUCUUAGCAUCCUCGAGAGUACUGAGUAGGGAUGGCAACGAGGCUCCGCGGGCCAGGAACCCCCAGUCCCACGAUUCAUGAGGACGGGGAUCCCCACGGCGAUUUUCGAUGGAGACAGAUUUUGCCCCCUGUCCCUGUUCUCCACCAAAUAUCAAAUUCUAAUCUAAAGAGCAGAUGGCUUUCGGUAGUAGUAGAGCAGAAGGGUUCGUGAGCAGCGGCUAGCAUAGUGAGCAGCAAGCAGCAGCCAGCAGAGUGAGCAACAACAAUGCAGAAGGGUUCGUGAAGAGCAAAAGGGCUCGUAAGUAGCAACAGAGCAGAAGGGUUCGUGGAGAGCAAAAGGACUCAUGAGCAGCAGCAGAGCAGAGCAGAUUUGUGAGCAACAGCAGAGCAGAGCAGAUUCGUGAGCAGUAGCAAGCAAAAGGGUUUGUGAAGCGUAGAUUGUGAAUAGCAGCAGAGCAAAAGGGUUCAUGAAGAGUAGAGCAGAUUCGCAAGCAACAAACCAGAGGCAGAAAUUGAGAUCUGAGAAGGGAUGAGGAACCCCGCGAGGCCUCACGUGGUAGAAAAAAUUUCUCGUGAAAUUUCGUUGGGUGAAAAUAUCUCCCAUCCCGUGGUGGGGUCCCCGCGAGGAUCGGGGAUAUUGCCACAACUAGUACCAACGGAGACAAGGGGUUCUGGAUUCUUGUGCCAGUGUGGAAAAUUAAGCACUAGGAAAUAAAGAUAUAUGGAGAUCGUAAUCAUGUUACCUGGUUCUUUGCCUCCACACUUUUGGCAGACUUCAUUUUACUUGCAUAGAUACUGCAACAAGCAUAAAUAAGUCGUGAUUUCUAGACAUUAUUAUUUUAAGAAAUAGGGUUUUUUUAUGAUUAUCAAUUUCUAAAUUCAUUCAAGUAGAAGGAAAGAGAGUAUCUUUUUGUACAAGAAUAGCAAAUUUUCAAGCAAAUGUUCUAGAAAAAAACAGACAAAUCUGUAAUUGCAACAGCCAUUACCGUGGACUUUUAGCUUGAUCACGCUCCUCAUUUUCAUUAUUUGGGUAAUGGUUCCUCUCAAACCUCUUUGAUCCACUUUUGAUUACUUUUCGUCUCCCGCUUGUCACUACUGCCAACUAUAUCCUUCUUCUUCAUCACUAUCAAAUCUUUUACCUCGCUUUCUUCCCUUUUAUCAUCAACAUCUACUCAUUAGGAACUUUGUUCUCUUCCAUGCACCGUCACUUCCCUCAGGAUUAGGUUCCACAUCACACAACUCACCAUCACUUUCUACUUCUUCUUCCCCAUACCCUAUGCUUCCCCUCCACCCUUAGCUUCAUCCUGUAUAUAAAAUAAUAUAACCCUAAGCUCUAACAAGGUUAAAAUUCUUAGAAAUUAAUCUUUCCUUGAUGAAUUACAAUACUCUUUCUUGUCUCCAUUCUUUCAUAUAUGCAACAAAGAACAUAGAAGUAAAACUUAAAGCAGGAUCAACAUGUCUAAAUCACUGUGCUUGCCAAAACCAAGGCAAUUACAUAGUGAAAAUUUUGGACUAAGUAUCAGUUAUUGCAUUAUUGGCUUAUAAACUGUCAUAUCAUGAGAAAAACCUUAUCAGAAUUGAAAAAGAAAUCAAUAAGUAAUUC
Messenger RNA from Rubroshorea leprosula, 1604 nucleotides. The record is from the annotation of a GenBank genome assembly. Lineage: Eukaryota; Viridiplantae; Streptophyta; Magnoliopsida; Malvales; Dipterocarpaceae.